Molecule: messenger RNA, 1322 nt
Organism: Tripterygium wilfordii
Lineage: Eukaryota; Viridiplantae; Streptophyta; Magnoliopsida; Celastrales; Celastraceae
Exons: 7
Coding region: 72-1256 (394 amino acids)
Biological process (GO): chloroplast fission
Source: RefSeq, a predicted model, not a curated record
CAUCUAUCGUUUUGAGACGGAUAAGGAAGCCUUGAAGCUACUCGCACACUGUCGCGCUUCGAGCCUUCUCCAUGGCCUCCAUUUGCAGCUCUCUUUCGCUUCCUCCAUUACCCAAAAUUUCCAGAAUUUCAAACCAAAACCAUUUUCCUUUCUCCAUAAUUGCAUCUAGGAGCCCCAUAACCCGACCCGCGUGCUCAUUAUCCUCCUCCACAACAACGGGAACCCAAGAUGACCUGGAACUCAUGAGCAUCGACAACCUUCGCCGCUUUUUCGACCUCAAUAUCGGAAAGUGGACGGGUUCUUUCCAUCAAUUCGGUGGUCAUGGGAAUUUGAUGCAAAAGGUGAGUACGAAGCUUGCAGUGAGCUCAUAUGGAGAAGAUGAACUGAUGAGUCUCAUUCAAACGCUGUACAUAAAACAACCUCCAUCAAGCACAUCAAUAUCUGGAUAUGAGGAGCCAGAAUGGGCAGAGUACAAAAUCAAAGAAACUAACAUGUUCACUGUAGACAAAUAUCAACAGAUUGGCUUCUUCCCAAGAGAGAGGGCAUUCUCUCUAAGGUAUCAGACAGCUGGAAUGUUAGAAACAGUGUUGAGGCAGGGUGUACUUGGUGAAGACGACACAGAAGAAGAAUCACCCAAAAAUCUUAAGCUUCCCUCUCGUCAACCUUCCAUUGUGUGUGAGAAUUGCCUGUAUUCAAAGGAGAAAGAUAGGCGAGCGAGAGCCUUUCACAUCAUGGACCCAAAAGGUGUUCUAGAAAUGCUUCUCAUCUUUGUCGAAGACAGAGGCGAUGAUGUUCUUCUCCAUCCUUCACUUGACUCUGCAAUGAGCAAUGAAAGGAUCAUACCAUUUCUUGGUAACUGGAAAGGCCAUUCUAUAACAAAACGCAGUGGCGUUUAUGGAGCAACAGUUGAUGAAGCUGACACGGUUGCUUUACUUGAAAUGGACGAUAGGGGUCACCUCAUUCAGGAUAUCAAUUCCACAUCUAGCGGUCGCGAUGUCACCACAAAUGUGCAUUGGACUGGUACUCUCUCAGACAACUUGGUAACAUUUGAUGGAGGUUACCAGAUGACAUUACUGCCAGGAGGCAUGUACAUGGGCUGUCCUUGUGAUAUUGCAAAGAAUGUUGCAGAAUCCAAGUCAUUCCAUUUGGAAUUCUGUUGGGUUGAGUCACCUGGGAAGAGGCAGAGACUCAUUCGAACAUACGAUGUAGAUGGCCUAGCUGUGUCGUCAACUUACUUUUCUGAGGUCAAAUUGUGAGUUCAUACUACAUUGCAGUGUACUUGAAUCUUUUGAAUUGAAUAUAGAAUUAGUUUUUUGCCCUAA